AUGUCUGAGCCUGAAGUGAAUUCUUCGAAAGAAGCAAAUGAAGACUUGUUUGGGGGAAGCGACGACGAAAGUUUUACAAAAGACGAGGUUGAAACAACGAACAAUGAAUCCAACAACGAAAUUUUGAAUGAAAACGACGAAUUGAAAGACCAUCAGAACGAUCAAGAAUUAUUUUUUGAUGAGGAAAGAAAUCAGGAAAGUCCAAAGGAAAGCAAGCCUGUCAAAAAAAUCUUAGAGUCUGAAAUUCCUAAUUUUCCGUCUCCUGCUCCAUUAGAUUCAAAAGCGUUUCAUGCUCGGAUACCAAACUUUAUGUCGGUAGAACAUGCUCCUUUUGACUCUGCAAAAUACGCCAUAGAGGCUGAAGCAGACGAAACAUUAUUGGCACACGAUGUACAGUGGGGACAGCGUGUAAAGCACAAAGUGGAUAAUACUAUUCGAUGGCGCUUUGAUGAAUCGGGUAACCCCGAAUCCAAUACUCAGGUAGUCCAAUGGUCAGAUGGUUCUUAUUCUCUUCGCAUUGGUAACGACAUAUACGAUGCCCAGUCGAAGCUGAUUACCCAGCCUACAUUCCUCACUACUUCUCAUGAAGCUCAGCAUCUCCUUCGUGUCCAAGCGGCCCUCAAAAGAAGUUUUAAUUUUCUUCCUUCCGCCAUCAGUACGGCUACUACCUCCAAGCUUCCUUCUAUGCGAAUGAGAGGAACUCCACUGAGCAAUAGAGGCGUUCAAGAAAUUGUAACCGAGAAAGAUCCUGAACUUCUUAAGCGCGAGGCUGAAAAAUUUGAAGAAGAACGGAAUCGUGCCCGGCGGCGUCUCGAGAAAAGAAAAUAUCUUAAUAAUUACAAAAAUGGGAUGGAAGAAGAAGAAGAAGAUUUUACUUCCUUCGUUGGUCCUCGGGGUGCCUAUUCUCAAAGAGACGAAUCAGCCGAGCAGGAUCGCAUGGAGCGACUUAAACGAAUUAAGCAAGAAGGGGCUGGAGAAUAUUACAAUAACGAAGAAAAUUAUGAAGACGAAGAAGAUGAAGGAGCUCUUGAUGAUUUCAUUGAAGACGAGGAGGAAGAAGAGGAUGAGGAACCCGUCAAUCAAUCUAAACACUCUCCUUCCAAAAGGUCUGUAAGCCCUGAAAGCGAAAGAAAUGAAAGAGAAAGUGCAUCACCAGAUAAGAAGCACGAAGCAUCAAAUGAAGCUGGUAAUGAGUCGGGUGAAGCGGACAAUGCUGGGCAGCGUAGACCACGACGCCGUAUCAUUGAAAGUGAUAGCGAAUGA
Messenger RNA from Schizosaccharomyces osmophilus, 1263 nucleotides. RefSeq names its product RNA polymerase II associated Paf1 complex subunit Leo1 (gene leo1). Lineage: Eukaryota; Fungi; Ascomycota; Schizosaccharomycetes; Schizosaccharomycetales; Schizosaccharomycetaceae. The record is from RefSeq and is a predicted model, not a curated record. Bases 1 to 1263 code for a protein of 420 amino acids. The transcript is spliced from 2 exons. Gene Ontology annotation, biological process: transcription elongation by RNA polymerase II; positive regulation of transcription elongation by RNA polymerase II. Gene Ontology annotation, cellular component: Cdc73/Paf1 complex; nucleus. Gene Ontology annotation, molecular function: RNA polymerase II C-terminal domain phosphoserine binding.